CUUCAACUUGUUUUCUCUCAAGCAGCCUACAAGAAUUUCCCUUCUUUGACCCUUGGUGAUAAAUAUUUCCAUCCCUUUAGUCUUAUUCUUUCCAUUUCGCCUCGUUACUCGGCUGCAGGUUGCUAUAAUGAUUUGACACCGUGUGAUCCCAUGCUGGGAGGCGAAACCUCCUCCACACAACCUGCCCCACCUCUCUCUCCACAUCGAAACUCUGCGCCCGGUAUCACCGCCUUGCUAGUGGCAGCCACUUCGGCACUCGGACCCACCGCUUUCGCUGCCUCCUCCUCAUCCAUCCGUUCGGCUUCCUGUUACUCCUCCUUGUCAAACGCAAACCUCAACAGUGGUUACAUCAACAGUACCAACUUCCAUGCUAACCCCUGCAGGAGCAACAGCCAAGCCGGGCUCUCGACGGUAGGCGAGUCUGGAGCCGCAAACGCGACAUCAGCUCAGAUGCCGACCAGUAGCCGAUGGACGUCAGGCCGUUUGAGCGCCAGCAGUGGGGUCAGUUCUCCACCGGUCGUCGCGGCGAACCUUCCUGGACCGUCCGGCUCUGCUACUUUAGCCGUUGCCGGUACCAUAGCCACUGCCUUCAACGGCAGUGGCAGUGGUGGUACUUCAUUCUGGUCUUCCGUCAAGCCCAGCUCAGGAGGUACCGGAAGUGGCGGAUGCGGGGGUGGCAGUAUGAGUGGCGUUAAUGGACACACCAUGAAUCUGCCUGCAAAGCAGAGUCUACUGACACUUUGCCCGGGCUGCCUGGCCGGUGGGAGUGAGUCACGCAAGCCGUUAUCAUCUGUAGGCCAGGCUGUCUAUGCUUUUGAGACCAGAUCAGGCAGCCUCCCAAUGGCGACAGUUGCUCUUGACCAGUCUCCAACAUGUGUGCAAUACAAUCAGCAACAGCAACAGCAAAAUCAGCCUCAUCAUCAUCACCAAAGCCAGCCACAGCAACAGCAGCCCAUGCCCCUACAUGCGCCUCAACAACAACAACAGCAACAACAACAGAGUCAGCAAAUGUGUCAUUCAUCCGAUUACGGCAGCUUGGACUUUCGGCUUAUCUGGGAACCAAAAGGCAGUCAACCAAUGGUCAUCUGGCUGGUAGCCUCGACCUUGCAGGAAAAGGCGGCAUGGUGUUCCGAUAUUAGUCAGGCAACCAUGGUGGUGUCAGGUACAACUGACUAA
Protopolystoma xenopodis is the source of this 1176-nucleotide messenger RNA. The record is from the annotation of a GenBank genome assembly. Lineage: Eukaryota; Metazoa; Platyhelminthes; Monogenea; Polystomatidea; Polystomatidae.